AUGUAUCAAUCACUGCUACCUUGUCCCCCCUUCCUCCCCCUUUCCGCCUUCCUUCCUCUCCCUCUACCAUCAAAAUCUCCUCCCACCCUUUUCCACAUUGUCUUCUCUCUCGAAUUCCCCUCCCUGCUCCCCACAACGCCAAGGCACCGGCAGAGGAGCAAGCGGGCUGCCGUAGCAAGGCGUGAGCUCACUGCAGCAAGGCGUGAGCUCACUGCAGCAACGCGUGAGCUCACUGCAGCAACGCGUGAGCUCACUGCAGCAAGGCGUGAGCUCACUGCAGCAAGGCGUGAGCUCACUGCAGCAACGCGUGAGCUCACUGCAGCAAGGCGUGAGCUCACUGCAGCAAGGCGUGAGCUCACUGCAGCAAGGCGUGAGCUCACUGCAGCAAGGCGUGAGCUCACUGCAGCAAGGCGUGAGCUCACUGCAGGAACGCGUGAGCUCACUGCAGCAACGCGUGAGCUCACUGCAGCAAGGCGUGAGCUCACUGCAGCAACGCGUGAGCUCACUGCAGCAAGGCGUGAGCUCACUGCAGCAACGCGUGAGCUCACUGCAGCAACGCGUGAGCUCACUGCAGCAACGCGUGAGCUCACUGCAGCAACGCGUGAGCUCACUGCAGCAAGGCGUGAGCUCACUGCAGCAACGCGUGAGCUCACUGCAGCAAGGCGUGAGCUCACUGCAGCAAGGCGUGAGCUCACUGCAGCAAGGCGUGAGCUCACUGCAGCAAGGCGUGCGCUCACUGCAGCAAGGCGUGAGCUCACUGCAGCAACGCUUGAGCGUGCGCAAUAA
Closterium sp. Naga37s-1 is the source of this 786-nucleotide messenger RNA. The record is from the annotation of a GenBank genome assembly. NCBI's taxonomy places the organism in Eukaryota, Viridiplantae, Streptophyta, Zygnematophyceae, Desmidiales, Closteriaceae.